AUGUACAAGCCGCGCGUUCUGCUGGCUGCUGCAGCGCUCAUCCUCCUGCUGGUCUUGAUCGUCAGCCAUGCCAGUUCGGAUGCGCACAUUCGCGAGCAGCUGCGGGUCAAGCAGCAGCACGCUGACGAGCUCUCGGAUUACGUCCAGCAGCUCGCUGUUGAGGCGACGUCCUUUACAGAUGAGAGCCUGCCAACGCCGGCGCAAUUGUGCACCAACAAUACACUCACGCUGGCGAUCGUGGUGCCCUUCCGAAGGCGAGACGAGCACUUGCAAGUCUUCCUGCCUUGGAUGCGACGACACUUGCUGACCGAGCACGCCGUUCGGACGCAAGAGUGGUCGAAAGGAAAGGCAGAUCCCCUGAAGAAGCCCAUUUGUCGCUUUGCAAAGUUUGUGGUUGUCGAGCAAGCAGACAAUUUACCGUUCAACCGAAACUGGCUGCUCAACAUCGGAGCGCGUUACGCACAUGAAACGUACGCCGCCGAUGUCGUGGCAUUGCACGAUGUGGACACGCUGCCAAUGGAUGGCGUGAGCUAUCUGACCGUCCCACCACUGCCACUUCAACUCAGUGCGGAACUCGAUCGAAUCGGAUUUAUUCCGGCUUCGCCGCAUCACACUGGCGGCGUCAAUCUCUUGCAGUAUGCUCAAUUGGUCUCCGUCAAUGGCUUUUCCAACGAGUUGGAUGACUCGGCAGAAGGGUACGACGGCUGGAAGCCUUUUAAUUUUUGGAGUGUUGGUUUCACUUUUUUGUGUUGCGCUGUAAAGAACUUUUUCAAACGAUUGCAGAGUGUCGGAUGGCUUCACAACGCGAAGGUCAUGAACCGCCCUCCAGUUGGCGAAGGGCGGUUUUUCACGCUGUCAUCUCGAUUCCACAACACCCAUUCAAAGACAAUCUAUGACGAUUCCGGUCUCGUUAAGUCCAUCAAGGGCUGGUUUUCAAACCCCUUGGAGGACGUUGUUGGACCGAUGCAAGCCGACGGGCUCUCCAAUGCUCGCUCCAACCUCAAAGAGCUCGUCGAGGUCUCUGAGGACACUGUCCUGCUUCGCGUUGUUCCACAAUAA
This is a messenger RNA of Capsaspora owczarzaki ATCC 30864, 1059 nucleotides long. RefSeq lists its product as hypothetical. Bases 1 to 1059 code for a protein of 352 amino acids. The transcript has 4 exons. Gene Ontology annotation, molecular function: N-acetyl-beta-glucosaminyl-derivative 4-beta-N-acetylgalactosaminyltransferase activity. NCBI's taxonomy places the organism in Eukaryota, Filasterea, Ministeriida, Capsasporidae. The record is from RefSeq and is a predicted model, not a curated record. Gene Ontology annotation, biological process: glycosphingolipid biosynthetic process; carbohydrate metabolic process.